AUGAUCAUCGCAGUCGAAAUUUCUCCAGAUAUAGACAUAUCAAGUCAUAUUGCUAACUUUACGAAUUCCGAUUCUGCCUCAACACAUCAUUUUAAUGACAUAAAUUUGACAGAAGGAUAUUUAAAAGAAAUAUAUCCAAGAUUAAAACUAAAUUAUAAAUGGUUUAGGAGAACGCAGCGAGGGGAAAUUAAAAAAUGGGGCAGAAAUGCUAGUAAUAACGAAGAAGCUUAUAGAUGGAGAGGCAGAACUCCAGGACAUACAUUGACUUCUGGGCUUGAUGAUUAUCCAAGACCAACACCACCACAUCCUGCAGAAUUACAUGUCGAUUUAAUGUGUUGGGUAGGAUUCAUGGCAAGGUCGCUUGGAAAUUUUGCUAAAAGGUUAGGUGAAUGGGAUGAUUAUGAGGAAUUUGAUGUUCAGUAUAAAAAUAUCGUUAAUAAUUUACAUGGUAAAUUGAAGUUGUCAGAUCUAAAUGUUGUAAUUAAUCGUUUAAUAAAGCAUGAUCGUGAUUCAAAGGAAAUUGGUUUUGACAUAGAUUUGCAUUGGAACGAGAUAUAUAAGACAUUUUGCGAUGUUUCAUUUGAUGGAGAGAAAUCGAUUUAUGUCUGUCACAAAGGCUACAUAUCAUUGUUCCCCAUGUUACUUGGUUUAUUACCCAAUGAUUCGCCAAAACUUGAUGCUAUUUUAGAUCUAAUGUAUAAUCCUGAUGAGUUAUGGUCACCGUAUCCUUUUUCUUUCUUAGAGCUAUUACCUGGGUUGAGAAGGAAUGAUCCGG
This is a messenger RNA of Racocetra persica, 775 nucleotides long. The record is from the annotation of a GenBank genome assembly. Lineage: Eukaryota; Fungi; Glomeromycota; Glomeromycetes; Diversisporales; Gigasporaceae.